CAGAAGUAAUUAACAUAUCACCUCCUGCAGAGCAACAACCACCACAUCCAUCUCCGCCGCCCUUGUAUCCAGAGCUGCCUCCAUGGCAUCCAUUGAAUCAAUCUCCAUCGCCUCUACACCCAGAAUUACUGCCAUCGCCUCCACCCUCACCGCCAGAUCACCCAGCUCCGGAAGUGGCCCCAGAAGCCAGACCACCGGCACCUCAUCCAGAGCUGCCUCCAUGGCAUCCAUUGAAUCAAUCUCCAUCGCCUCUACACCCAGAGCUGCCACCGUGGCAUCCAUGGCAUCCAUCUCCAUCACCUCCACAUCCAGAGCUGCCUCCAUGGCAUCCAUGGAACCAACCUCCAACGCCUCUACAUCCAGAGUUACUUCCAUCGCCUCCACCGUCACCGCCAGAUCACCCAGAGCAACCACAGCCUCAUCCUCCAACACCUCUCCAACCAGAAGAAAACAUACCACCAUCACCACAUCCAGAGCUGCCUCCAUGGCACCCAUUGAACCAACCUCCAUCGCCUCUACACCCAGAAUUACUUCCAUCGCCCCCACCGUCACCGCCAGAUCACCCAGCACCUUCCCCUGCACCACAAACGUCACCAGAGCAACAACCACUGCAACCAUCUCCACCACCCCUACAUCCAGAGCUGCCUCCAUGGCAUCCAUGGAAUCAAUCUCCAUCGCCUCUACACCCAGAAUUACUUCCAUCGCCCCCACCGUCACCACCAGAUCACCCAGAGCAACCACAUCCUCAUCCUCCGUCACCUCUCCAACCAGCGCCACUCCAUAAACCAGAUGAAUUACCAGAAAUAGCUCCGUUAGCCCCGGUAUCUGUGACAACUCAUUCAG
Molecule: messenger RNA, 843 nt
Organism: Spodoptera litura
Lineage: Eukaryota; Metazoa; Arthropoda; Insecta; Lepidoptera; Noctuidae
Source: RefSeq, a predicted model, not a curated record